Molecule: messenger RNA, 630 nt
Organism: Trametes versicolor FP-101664 SS1
Lineage: Eukaryota; Fungi; Basidiomycota; Agaricomycetes; Polyporales; Polyporaceae
Exons: 3
Coding region: 109-489 (126 amino acids)
Source: RefSeq, a predicted model, not a curated record
CCACAUCCACCCUCAUUUCCCGCCAUCCUCCGCUGUCGCUCGUCUCCCCCAAUUACUUUCUUGACUUGAUACCUCACUCAUCGGUGCCUCGAGAUACCCACUAGCACCAUGUCCACCUCAUCAUACAAGUACGAACGCCUCGCGACAAGCCCCACAGCUGCGCCCUCAGACCUCAAGCGUCGGACGAGCCACGACGAGCCCACGAGCGACAUCCAUGAGCUGCACCGCCGGCUCGAGGCGGACCCCCGCUUCAACCCACCCACGCCGUCCGUGUGGAAGCGCGUCGCGCUCAUCCUCUUCCUCCUGUUCGUCUUCUGGUUUGGGUUCAAGCUGCGCACGUCCGUGUCCCCGGGCGCCGCGCCAAAGGUCGUUCAUGCUUCUAGGUACUCUAGGGACCACAAAUUUAGGCCGGCGGCGAGCCCGAUCAUUACUGAGCGGCUGAAGGACGGUCGUACGCGUGUGCGGGGGGCUGCCCCGACGGCUCGGUGAAUGUGGGCGCAUUCCCUGCAUGGACUUUUUAGAUUCUGUGGACGUACAUGCCUUGAUUUUGUCUUGCUCUACCCCUCUCUCAUUCUCCCACCGACAAUGGAGGCUUCCCUACUAUGGGCCGUUCCCUCCCCUAUCUGCCGC